AAUCUGCUCGCUCCGCAAGUCCGCGUCUUUCGCGCUAUUCAUGCAUAAGUGAAAACAGAUCUCACCGCGCGAACGUGCGCUGCCAUAAUGCCUCGAGCAAUAAGUCCACACGUAAUUCAAAUCCUACGUACAUCGUCAUUUACAUUAUGAUAAUGGCUGAACGAUAAAGCUGCUUCGCCGGACACCGAGCUUGCGCUGAAUUUUCGCUUAAAUAGCCAAAGCGCGGCGAAAGUGUUUUCAUAAGGCCGGACAUCGUUGCGGCAACGAAAAGUGCAAAAAAUAAAUAAAUAAAUAAAUAAGUACAGAAAUGAAUGGAAAUCUGUGUCCAGUGCUUGUGAUCGUCGCGGUCGCGUUUGUUAACUUUUCGAGUGCCGCCGAUUACUGCAAUAUUAAGAGCUGCAAUGGUAAAGCUCACACUGCUUGCACCUACCAAUCAACGAAGCCAUCGAGUCGCUGCGGAGCAUAUCAAGGAUCUGGAUUGACGCAACUGGAAAGAACGAACAUCCUGAACUUACACAAUCAACUGAGGCGAAAAGUGGCCAGUGGAAAUGAAAAACGCGGAAAACCGGGACCUCAACCAGCUGCGAAGUCUAUGCCGAAAAUGGAAUGGGACAAUGAACUGGCUACAGUAGCUCAACGAUGGGCCAAUCAGUGCACAUGGGGACACGAUUCGUGCCGAGAUGUUCCACGAUUCAAAGUUGGCCAAAAUAUUGCCUACAAAGGCACUACGGGAUCUGUUUCAAGCAUUAACGUUCUAACAAUGGUCAACACCUGGUACAACGAGGUCAAAGAUUUCAACAAAAAUGAAGUUAAAAGCUUCAACAAUGGCAAUGGCCCAAUGAUCGGUCACUACACGCAGAUGCUUUGGGCUAACAGUACCAAACUAGGCUGCGGUGCUAUGAAGUACAAGGUUGGAAAGUUCAACAAAUUUUAUUUGGUCUGCAACUAUGGGCCGGCUGGUAACACCUGGAAUCAACCCGUCUAUCAAACCCUAUAUUUUAAGUAUAUUAGUAUUAGUGAUUAUGCCAUCCCUAUGUACAGGCAACUGUGUGCAAAAAUGGUAAGAAAAGGGCUGGUGCAGCUGUUUGUGAUUGUCCUUGUGCUUGUCGGUUUUUCGAGAGCCGAAAUUAACGAGUAUUGCAAGCUUCGGACCUGUCGGGGACUGCCGCAUACAGCUUGCACGUACUCAUCUGCACUAUCGUCUUUCUUUUCCGGCCGCAGCAAGAAUAUAAUAAAGUCAGGCCUCACGAAUGAAGAAAAGCAGAAAGUCGUAGACUUGCACAACGAAUUACGGCAAAAAGUAGCAAAGGGUCAGGAGACAAAAGGAAGUCCUGGACCGCAACCUCCGGCAAAGCAUAUGCCCGAUCUUGAGUGGGAUGACGAGUUGGCUAAUCUAGCUCAAAAGUGGGCCAAUCAGUGCAAAUUUGCUCAUGACACUUGCAGAGACGUCAAGCGAUUCAAAGUCGGACAAAACAUUGCAACUAUUGGCACCACAGGAGACGUAGACAGCCUGAAACUUGAAGAUUUGGUUCUCAUGUGGUACAACGAAGUUGAACAUUUCGACAAGAACAACGUCGGUCGAUUCAGCGGUCGAGGUGCUAACGGCAACGCAGUUGGCCAUUACACCCAAAUCCUUUGGGCCCAAACUACGAAGAUCGGUUGCGGAGCAGUCAAGUACAAAGACGGCGAUUUCAAUAGAUUCUUCCUCGUUUGCAAUUACGGACCUGCUGGAAAUUACAUCGGUGAGCCGAUGUACGAAACUGAGUGAAAACAAAACUAUUGCUAUAGCUGCCCAGUUAAGAUAUUCUUAAAAGAUGUAAACGAACAAAUAAAAGUAUUUAUUUUUGCAUAAGA
This is a messenger RNA of Nasonia vitripennis (jewel wasp), 1854 nucleotides long. RefSeq lists its product as uncharacterized. Bases 308 to 1768 code for a protein of 486 amino acids. Gene Ontology annotation, cellular component: extracellular region. The transcript has 11 exons. The record is from RefSeq and is a predicted model, not a curated record. NCBI's taxonomy places the organism in Eukaryota, Metazoa, Arthropoda, Insecta, Hymenoptera, Pteromalidae.